UCAGAAGCAAGCCCCAUUGCCAGCAACGGAGCUUACUCCCAGCCUACAUCUAAUGCAAAAUGAGUGUCCCUGACUAUAUGCAGUGUGCGGAAGAUCAUCAGACUCUGCUCGUCGUGGUCCAACCUGUUGGGAUUGUUCCCGAAGAAAGCUUUUUCAAGAUCUACAAGCGUAUCUCCACAGUGAGUCAGAUAAACGUCCGUGACUCUCAGCGUGUGUUGUAUAUUCGCUACCGACACCAUUAUCCACCAGAAAGCAAUGAAUGGGGGGAUUUUCAAACACAUCGCAAAGUGGUGGGGCUCAUAACCAUCACAGACUGUUCCUCUGCUAAGGACUGGCCUCAAACCUUUGAGAAAUUUCACAUCCAGAAGGAAAUAUAUGGUUCAACGCUUUAUGAUUCUCGACUGUUCGUCUUUGGACUUCAAGAAGAUAUUGCGGAACAGUCUCGUACAGAUGUGGCAUUUUAUCCUAAUUACGAUGAGUGUGAGGAUGUGGAGAAGAGAAUUGAGGACUUUAUUGAAUCGCUCUUCAUUGUAUUAGAAUCCAAGCGUUUGGAUAGAGCCACUGAUAAAUCUGGAGAUAAGAUACCACUUCUCUGCGUUCCCUUUGAAAAGAAGGAUUUUGUAGGUCUGGAUACAGAUAGUAGACACUAUAAGAAGCGUUGCCAGGGCCGUAUGCGGAAGCACGUUGGUGACCUGUGUCUGCAAGCUGGGAUGUUGCAGGAUUCGCUGGUACACUACCACAUGGCCGUGGAGCUUCUCCGUUCUGUAAAUGACUUUUUGUGGCUUGGAGCUGCUCUUGAAGGAUUAUGUUCAGCCUCUGUUAUUUAUCACUAUCCUGGAGGCACAGGUGGGAAAGUUGGUCCUCGCAGGGCCCAAGGAAGCUCCGUUCCUGCAGAGGCAGGCAACAGGCACAGACCAGGGGCACAAGAAGUUCUCAUUGAUCCAGGUGCCCUCACUUCAAAUGGUAUCAAUGCAGAUACUAGUACUGAAAUAGGGCGUGCCAAGAACUGCCUCAGCCCUGAAGACAUCAUAGAUAAAUACAAAGAGGCCAUUUCCUACUACAGCAAGUACAAGAAUGCCGGGGUGAUUGAGUUGGAAGCCUGUGUGAAGGCCGUGAGAGUCCUGGCAAUACAGAAGAGAAGUAUGGAAGCCUCUGAAUUUCUUCAGAAUGCUGUUUAUAUAAACCUUCGUCAGCUCUCCGAGGAAGAGAAAAUUCAGCGCUACAGCAUUCUCUCGGAAUUGUACGAACGCAUUGGAUUUCAUCGCAAAUCCGCUUUCUUCAAGCGGGUUGCAGCUAUGCAGUGCGUGGCACCGAGCAUCACUGAGCCUGGGUGGAGAGCUUGCUACAGACUUCUUCUGGAGACCCUUCCUGGUUACAGCCUGUCUCUGGACCCCAAGGACUUCAGCAAAGGAACGCAUCGUGGCUGGGCAGCUGUGCAGAUGCGUUUGCUUCACGAGUUGGUGUAUGCAUCUAGAAGAAUGGGAAACCCAGCGCUUUCAGUUCGGCAUUUAUCUUUUCUCCUGCAGACCAUGCUGGAUUUUCUUUCUGAUCAAGAAAAGAAAGAUGUGACGCAAAGUUUAGAAAAUUAUACCUCCAAAUGUCCUGGGACCAUGGAAUUCAUUACCCUUCCAGACGGCUUGAAGCUUCCACCUGUUCCAUUCACGAAACUACCCAUUGUAAGAUCUGUCAAGCUCUUAAACCUCCCCGUCAGCCUUCGACCGCAAAAAAUGAAAAGCUUGCUGGGCCAGAACAUGUCAACCAAGAGUCCCUUCAUAUAUUCUCCAAUCAUUGCUCACAAUCGCGGAGAGGAGAGAAGCAAAAAAAUAGAUUUUCAGUGGGUCCAGGGGGACGUUUGUGAAGUUCAGUUGAUGGUAUACAAUCCAAUGCCUUUUGAACUUCGUGUAGAAAACAUGGGCCUUCUGACAACUGGAGUUGAGUUCGAAUCUCUCCCUGCAGCUCUCUCUCUCCCGGCGGAGUCUGGCCUCUACCCUGUGACACUUGUGGGUGUUCCUCAGUCAGCAGGGCAGAUCACCAUCAACGGUUAUCAUACUUCAGUCUUUGGAGUCUUCAGUGACUGCCUUCUGGAUAAACUGCCCGGAAUAAAAACGAAUGGCUGCGCCGUGGAAGUCAUUCCAGCUUUGCCUAGAUUGCAGAUUAGCACCUCGUUGCCCAGGUCUGCUCAUACGCUGCAGCCUUCCUCGGGGGAUGAAAUCACCACCAACGUGUCGGUGCAGCUCUACAACGGAGAGACCCAACAACUCGUGAUUAAGUUGGAAAAUAUUGGAACAGAACCUUUGGAGAAGCUGGAGGUGACAUCAAAAAUGGUCAACAUGAAAGGAAAGUUGUUUGGUGAUUUUCUGAGUUGGAACCUGGAAGACACACUUUCCCAGUUCCCCCUGAAACCAGGAAAAAUGGCUACGUUCACUGUGAACAUUAAAGUGAAGCUUGACUUCUCCUGCCAGGAAAAUCUGCUUCAAGACCUUAGUGAUGACGGAAUUAGCGUGAGUGGGAUUCCUCUUUCAAGCCCAUUUCGGCAAGUUAUAAAACCACGAGUCGAAAAUAAAUCUAUAAAUCCGCCGGAAACAACCAAAGCUGGUGACUUCAGUAAUUUAAAGACACUGGAAGCCAUCUUGAAUUUCAAAUAUUCCGGAGGUCCAGGACACGUUGAUGGAUAUUACAGGAACUUGUCCCUUGGACUUCAUGUAGAAGUGGAGCCAUCGGUCUUUUUUACCCGUGUGAAUACCCUGCCGGCAACAAGUACCCGCCAAUGCCACCUGCUACUUGAUGUGUUCAAUGCAACAGAACAUGAGCUCACGAUCAGUGCAAAGAAUAAUGAAGAUCUAGUUCUGCAUGCUACAGAAUGCCAGCGAAUGGCUAUUCAAGUUGACAAGUUCAAUUUUGAGAGCUGCCCGGACUCGCCUGGUGAAAGAGCACAAUUUACAAGUCCAAGGCAGCUGGAGGAAGAGCAACAGCAGGCGAAAGGUCUGGAAAUCAACAGCAAACUAGACAUUCUCUGGAAAAUCCCCUCUUUGAAGCGUGAAGGGGAAGCGAGCGUGGAAGGCGUCCUCAAUCAACUCGUCCUGGAGCACCUGCAGUUGGCUCCUCUCCAGUGGGUCGUUUCUUGA
Molecule: messenger RNA, 3125 nt
Organism: Sphaerodactylus townsendi
Lineage: Eukaryota; Metazoa; Chordata; Lepidosauria; Squamata; Sphaerodactylidae
Gene: TRAPPC9
Product: trafficking protein particle complex subunit 9
Exons: 22
Coding region: 60-3125 (1021 amino acids)
Cellular component (GO): trans-Golgi network
Source: RefSeq, a predicted model, not a curated record